AUGGAUACAAGAGUCAAAACCGAAUCCACCGCAUUAGAUGAAGCCGUUCUGAAAGAGCUCCGUACACUGGUCCACCCGUUGUACUCGCCUGUGCCGACGUUCCCCACAGUCACGAGCACAAUCACAGUGAAGUCAAGGGAAGACCUGCGCAAGGAGGUCAAGGUAACCACGGUGACCGAGAACACCACAGAUACCCAGCGAAGUCCCAGAAAGAGAGGGCAUACCACAGGGGCUGGCAGGAAGCGUCACAUUCCAGGCGAGAGUGCUUCGAGCAGGGUACGUGAGUUGGAUCUGCCGCGGCCCGAAAUCACAUAUGCGCACGGCGGCGGCUGCAUCUACUCGGAGGAGCCGGACGUGGUGUUCAAGCCGAGGACGGCGGUGGUCGAGACGGACCAGCACGCGCGAGAGAGGCUGAGGAACAUCGUCGCCCUGCUAGACAGCGGCAUCAGUUGCAAUUUGGGACCCGAGCUCGACAUCGACCCGGACGCGGACGUGCAUGCUCUGUUCGGCGAGGACACAGUUCUCGAUCUGGGCAGGUACCAAUCCACUUCCACUCUGCCGCCCAGCGACUUCACGGACGGUCAGCCAACUACCCCAUCGGCUCUUGUGCGACGCAUGAUCAAUGCCGCUGCCCACGACGAGGCCCGCGCCAUCCUCUCCGCCGAGAAGGAGCGCUUGGAGGAAUGUCUCGCCACGAGCUCCUUAGCCAAGGGGCUGUACUUCAAGCGAUGCAAUGGGCAGUGGGUCAAUGCGGUGGGCGAUGUGCUUGUGGUCGAUGGUCGUGACGAGGCCGAGGGCAAGGGCAACGGUCACAACCACAGCCCCGGAGGUGAAGAGCCUGGAAACAACAGACGACAAGACCUCGCGGGCGACGAGGCUGGGGGUUGUGGCAAGGUGAAGGGGAAGAAAGAAAAAGAGAAAGAGGGCGCAGCAGUGUCCAAGGAUGGCCAGCUCGGAGGUGCUCAUGAUACGGGCCCUGCCUUUCCCCUUCAAGCGGCCCGUGAUGAGGAAGAACUUGACACAACCUCGCCACCACUCUCCAGGAUUUUUACGCCGAGCAUGACACCCAGCAGCAGCACAGCAUCCGCGAGUGUCUCCUCCCGGUCCAAUGGGAGCCCAGGUUCAUCCUCACGCAGCAGCGGCGGCGGUGACAGCGACACCGGCGAUGACGGCGACAUCAGUCCGUUGAAAGCUACAGCCUGUGCUACAAACGAUGGCGUGGAAGAACCCAGGACCACCGACUCAGCCACGUCGUCUGGAUAUAGCUAUGGCUACGGCUAUGGCUAUGGCUAUGCUGUCCCCCUCGGCCGCCCGCGCGAUGAUACCACCACACCGGAUCCCAUUCUCCCAAGCGCCCGCGCCUUGCUUUCGUCUUGUUCGUCGUCUCGUAUACGCUCAUCCUCACCCCCCGCCUCCGCUGGGUUUCAGACCUGUUUGGCCCAUCCUCACAACACCCCGUCCACCCCAUCGUUCGGAUACGACAUGCUCCAAAGUCGCGAACAGCUCGUCCGCGCCGGCCAAUGCACCGACGAGGACCUCUGCAUAACUAGCUGGGGGUAUAACCGCUUGUUCAAGGGCGCGCGCACAGCCUGA
This is a messenger RNA of Fonsecaea nubica, 1593 nucleotides long. RefSeq lists its product as hypothetical. Bases 1 to 1593 code for a protein of 530 amino acids. Lineage: Eukaryota; Fungi; Ascomycota; Eurotiomycetes; Chaetothyriales; Herpotrichiellaceae. The record is from RefSeq and is a predicted model, not a curated record. The transcript is spliced from 2 exons.